GCGAAUGUUAUGUGGCAGAUGGGUUCGUGACCGCUAGGGCGUCUUCGUACUAGAGUCUCUGUUUCCGAUUUCCAAGCAAGUAUAUCGGACAAUAGCAAAAGUCAAAGCAUUCCAACUUACUGCUUGAUGUGUUUGUGACGACGAAAAAGAAGUGAACCAAGUAAAAAAAACAACAAGAUGAAGGAACCCCCUGAUAUUUUUGUUUCAUCUGACCGUGCUGCUGACAAUCACAUUAACCCUUUCGCUGACGACACGAAUGACAAAUUACCAGCAGUACAACCAGGCCUUUUCACGACUGCGUCUGCGUCUCCAACUACAUCGGACAAGAAAGGCACGACGGGAAUUAUAGGAGAAGCUGUGCCUCCACCAUCAGUCACCAUUCUCGGGCGGUCCAGCGAGAACUUCGAUCUGGAAAUAGCCGAGAGCCGUGGCUUAUCCUGUGCAAAAGUAUCCUUAACUAGUACCAAAUAUAGCCGCCGGGGCGGGGGUAGUGAGGUCGUGGGCGUUUUCUUGCCCGCCGGCCGCCGCCAUGGCCGCGGCUUUGCUUUUUCUGGACUCGCCAUACCGCCGUGAGUAACGUUAGGCCGCACGGUAUGGCGGCCGCUUGCUAAACGUAGCAAAUUUUGGCAAAUUCCCGAUAUUCCUUUCCGAAUGCCAGCCCCCACGCUAUGGGGCCGAUUCGGGUGCCACGGGGGGUCCCCAAAAAGCGAAGAAAAAUCGGGCCCCUAGCAUGCGGAUUGGCUUUGCGCGUCUGGCGCGCUUUUGCUUUUUUGCGUUUUUAUUUUUCUAGCCGGCGCUUUUUGCAAAGCUUCCCAGGCUCUGAAGCCGGCGAAAAUGCGGCCGCUUUCGAGGUCGCCCAAAAUGCUCCGAAAUCGCGGCCGUGCCAUGCUGUUUCGCUAUUCUGAUUCUGGGCGCGUUUUUUUCGCGUGUCUUUUUGGGCGCCCCAAACCGCCAGAAAUCAAGGCGGUGGGGCCCUCAGAAGGGCGCCGCUUUCGCUGGCUCCCCUGCGUCGUUUUACCCAGCGGCGAGCGAUAGAAUCCGCUGGCGAUUCGGUGCCGACAAAGCCAAAGCCACUUAAUAAUUGAAAAUCUUUUUUGUCAAAAAACACUUCCGCCCGCUUGAAAACUGCCGGUCGUUUUGCUGUCUGGGUGGCAAAAAAACUCCCCGGUUAGAACCGUUCGGUGACCUCACUACAUACUAACUGCGUUUAUGCAUUACAACUUUGCUACUUGUUAAGGAAUUUUCGCAUUAAGUCAAUUUGUGACGCAUGCAAUUUGUACUAAGUAGUGCGAUACUUUUGCGAUGCAUAGGGCUACGACCACCUCAAGGAGAUUGAGGAUCUGAUGCAGCGGAAAAGCGGAAAUAACGGUAUCAAUUGCAAACAUGUCUGGGCUUGGAUAGAGGCACGCGAUUUGUCAUACUGAGCUGUUGUACUAUGGGAUGGCAGAAAUGACAAUGAAACGUCUGAAGCGGCUUGGCCGCAUUAUAUUUUGCUUUGUUGUUCUUCUUCUUCUUCUUGCGAAUGCGUAUGCAACCGCAUUCCAUUGUGCAUGACAAACUCUCUCGCUGCACGACAGCAGAAAAAGCGGUCGCUCCUACUAUAUGCAUCAUGGAUUUCCUACUUGUCGUUCAGCUUUCGCAACACAGAUUCCGAUCCAGAUUUACAUAUUUGCAAUGGAGAAACGGCGCAGAAGAGGAAUUUCUCAGCUUCGACGAUGCGCGAUUGCAGUUUGUGCAAGAGUAUCAAAUGUGCAAAAGUAUCGUACUACUCCUCGCGCUCGCCAUCUUUCUACAUAAUAAUCACACAUGAUAUGCACAUGGUGCAAAUCCAAAUCUCUUUGUUCUAUCUAAAUCUGCAUCACUUACCGCGCUGGGGAAGUUUGUAAGUCCGAUCACAACAAGAGCCAGCACUUGUUCUAGUAGCACGAUAUUGCUUUUGCCUUUGAUAGUGAAAAGAUGCUGGCGUCAAACAUCGAUCCAGAUAGUAUGGCGUUCUCAUAUGUUACAUUCUCAGCUGUUACAUGAUUUGUCAUGCAAAAUGACCACGAUCCCGAUCCGCAAGACAAUCAAGCUGCUUCGCAUGACAAAUCAUCGAAUGGCUAUAACAGCAUCUAAAUCCGUGCCAAAUUUGUGAUGCAAGACUUGCAAGCUUUCCCCUUUCCCUAUUGCUGUUUUUGCACGACAAAUCCAUGUAACAGUUGAGAGUGUAACAGUUGAGAACGCCAUAGAUAGCGGGCUGCCGAUCGAUCACAAAUUGUUUACCUUUGACAGCAGGAAUAUGCAGGUGGCUAAAUUUGUUUUUGCAUCUGGUUCACGAUGACGAGUAGGAGUAGUUCCGCGACAAAUCGAGUUGAGCUUUUCGCACCUUCACGACAUUGAGUUCGUGCAGUAGAACAGCUGCUACUUCUGAUGAUGAUUUACUUAUCCACGAAGGACAGGAGCGUGCGCGUGGUGCAGCCAAAGCAGCAAUUUGGUCGUCCAAAUGUCGCAUCAUCAAUUGAUCAAAUUCAAACGCAUGAUGACAAAUGAAAAUAAAGAUCAUUGCUCAGUUGUCCUCCCCGGCCCCCGGGCCGCUUCACGACCACCAGCAACGAGACGUAGGAAUCAUCUAUCCCGAUACUGGUUCUUCUACGUCUUUUUCCAGCUACUUCGAUAUCCCCUGAAAAUUAAGCAUUCCCAUCCAAUUUGUCAUGCAAAACAUGUAGCGAAUUCGGUGUUUGUCAUGCAGAAAAUGGAUGGGGAAGGGGAUGGUAGAUUUUCAGAGAAUAUUCGAAAACGGAAAUUUGCCACGCGUGUCCGCCUCCAUCUUGUACUCCACGGACUAUACGUAUCCGCAGUAAAUUUCCUGUACACGUACAAAUGCUGUCUCUGCAUGACAAAAUCUGCCUUCAAUCCUAGUGUAGCCUGACAAGUUGCACACUGCAAGUUAGCAAAAUUUGUCAUGCAUUUUGUACAUGUACAGGAAAUUUACAUUGCAUAAUACGAGACGGAUGCGGCGGGUGAGUGACUUCCAACACUCUCAUGGCGUCUUUUUCUCCAUUACCAGCCUGUUUCUCAACCGGAGUUUGUUCUUCUUCUUCUUCGCAGUCACCCUGGGCUUGACGAUUUUGGCGCUGUACUUCGACCUGUCAGUGAAGCAAGUGUACUUUAUUCUGUCAAGCACCACGGGUGGGCACGGCGGCGCAGUGGCAACUUCCUCUUCGAUAUCUUCGCGAAUUGGUGUAUGGAUGUGUCAGGUUUGAAAUCGUCAAAGUUGAAAUACUUUGUCAUGCAUAAAACGGAUACCAGUUAGACCUACAGUUUGUAGUCGGUGCAUGACAAAUUUUCCCGGUCAUGGAAGCGAGUCUGUCAUGCGGUUUAGGGCAAAAGAGCUGCCUUCUGUCAUGCUAGUCAGCAGUCCAACUCUUGACCCUUACCAACACUAUAAUCUGCCUCUCGUGGGGCCUCUGCAAUAGAGUCACUUUUUCUUGUAUCGCAUUUUAUGCAUUUAAAUUAUUUCAACUUUGACGAUUUCAAACCUGACGCUUCCAUAUGGUGCAGAUGUGCGAGGACAGAAGGGAGGCAUUGGAAAUUUGAAAUCUGUGUAUGAGUCGACGAAUUCAAAUGGGUACCCUGGGUCCGUUUACGAAGGGGAGGGGGACGAAAGGACAUCCAAACAUAAAGUAUCGAACUGAGCCGACAAAAUGAAAGUGAAACAUCAACAUGACUAAGCUAUAAUUGAAUUGAGCCGUAGCUUGCAUCUGUACAAUAUCUUCAUACACUCGGUGUUGAAGUAGUAGCAUUGCACAGAAAUAAAGACAGUUGCAUAACUGUACGCCACAGUAUUGAUUGCGCUAUCUCGCACUGGCGUUCUUGACGGCGAUAGUGUUGCACCUAAAGCGAUAGUGUCACUAAGUCUCUAUCACAGCACUAGCGCAAUGCAGGAGCGAGUCCUUGCUACUUAGGAGGAAUAUUAAUCGUUCACGUCGAGAUCUUCUAGCAUGAACCGAAACUGGGAAAGAUUAUCUUCACCCGGCAAAUCUGUCAUGCGUGAAGCGAAACUGCCCUCUAAUAAACACGUACUUAACUUUGAAAUGAAUCGCAUUUAAUUUCGCCCUGCUACUACUACACUACUACUUGGCUUGAUGAUGGCGAUCACAAAUGGAAAUGAAAGAUGAAGAAAGAU
This is a messenger RNA of Amoebophrya sp. A120, 4165 nucleotides long. NCBI's taxonomy places the organism in Eukaryota, Dinophyceae, Syndiniales, Amoebophryaceae. The record is from the annotation of a GenBank genome assembly.